This is a messenger RNA of Macadamia integrifolia, 899 nucleotides long. RefSeq names its product protein BUNDLE SHEATH DEFECTIVE 2, chloroplastic. Gene Ontology annotation, molecular function: protein folding chaperone. Gene Ontology annotation, cellular component: protein folding chaperone complex; chloroplast stroma. Lineage: Eukaryota; Viridiplantae; Streptophyta; Magnoliopsida; Proteales; Proteaceae. The record is from RefSeq and is a predicted model, not a curated record. The coding region runs from base 139 to 636 and encodes 165 amino acids. The transcript is spliced from 5 exons.
GCCUUAUCUGCAAGUGGAGGAACUCAAGAUUGAAGAGUAAGGAUAGCUCAGCUCUCCUCUCAGUCUCUCACUUCAGUGGUGGAAAUCUUUUGAAAAUUAGUUCGAAAUAUUGAAAUUGUUUUAGUUUAAAUCUCUAAAAUGGCGAACGCUCUAUGCUUCACACUUGUAAGCUCCUUCAAUUCCAACAGUAAACCUGGUCUUUUAAAUGGUUCUUCUAAUGCUCGGAAGUUUUUUCGGGUUGACGAUCUGUUUGGGAAGUCUCGAACUGCUAAGUUUCAGUCUGUCCAGCCCAAGGCUGCAGACAGUAGUAAAAGCUCCAAACCAAGUAGCAUAGUGUGUGUUGAUUGUGAUGGAAAUGGUGCAGUGCUGUGUUCUCAGUGCCAAGGUAGUGGAGUGAAUUCUGUUGACCACUUCAAUGGGCAAUUCAAAGCUGGUGGCUUAUGUUGGCUUUGCAGGUUUCUGUGGCAGAGUGUGGCCCCCUGCGCCAAGACACAUGGGGGUGAAAUGACUGGCUCGCUCGCCAUGAAAUGGAAAAUGACAUCUCUGGCAAUGCUUCCUCGUGCACUCCCAUUGGCCCUCUUGCACACGAAGGAACCGCACUCCUUCACAGGAAACACUUCCCCUACUAUUAUUUAACAUUAUGGUCAUGGAUAGCAUCAUCUUCACUGUCCUGGAAUGUAAGAGCAAACAAAUUUGAAAAAGCAAAGAUUUUGGCUAAAAAGGAAUUCUUGCAUCUACAGAAGGCAUGAAUUUGUGACACAGCGGAUGUGCUGUUGUUUGGGAUGCACAAUUUGUUGGCUUAUAUCAAGGAGAUUUAUAGGUCAAGAUUUAGACUUCCAGAUGGCUGAGGUCAUUUGACUUGUAAAACAAUUUUUGACUAGGCAAAUUUCUCCUGUCUG